AUGAACAACGAACUCGACAUGCAACAACAAGACAUGGGACCCUCCGUCUCCAUGGCCGUCCACGCUCAAAGCGACUCUGAAUUCGAAUGCAAUACAUACGCCCUCAGGAAGACCAAAUCCAUACAUCGUCUUCGUCUCCGUCGUCCCUCCGUAUCAACGGCCCCCAUGGAAGACGUGACUCGCUUGAGUAACUCACUGUUGAGAAAGUAUCUGAUCAAGGACGAUAACGAUUCUUCAUCAGUUGGCGAUGUUAAUACACAAAGAAUGGUGGAUUAUCUGACUUAUAAAUGGAGAAAUGAGUUGGAAGUGUUGAAUUCUUGGAAAUUUGUCAUCCUUUUUAAGAAAUGUAGGGGAAGAACAUGGAGGAUCGAUUUGGAAGAGGGGAACGCCAUGGAAAGUAUUGUGAACCCGAUUAAUAAUAAGAUUAGUAGCAACAACAAUAAUCUGGCAAGAUUGGAGAAUUUAUCGUGGAGGAUAUAUGCCAAAUUGUUGUUGAAGAAGAAAAAAGGACCUUAUGACGCUGGCGCUACUGCUUCUUCUUCUUUGACCCAAUCACCUUUGAAGAUUUCCAAUUCUGAUGUGUCCUUGUUAUAUGGUCCCGUGGUGGAUACUGGCAAUGAAAGAGUGUCCCUGUUGUUUGAUACGGGGGUUAAUUCCAAAAGGUUGAACAUCAAACCUAUUUUGAAGAAAAGGUCCAUCGGCGAGAUAAUUGAGGGCAAUGCCCAAUGGAAAUUGGAUAUUACAAAGAAACAAUUGGGUGAAAAUAUUGUGGAUUCAUUACAAGUCCCCACUGCCACUACCAAUAACAGAAGUCCCUUGCUCUCAACUCCAAUGUCUUCUGAAACAUGUUCCAUAUCUUCUUAUUCCACUACGUCACUUUCUAAUGCUAUUGCCUCCAUUUCUCAAAAUGAAACUUUCUUGGAUGAUGAGGGAAACACAACAAUAAGACAUAUCCGUUUUAAUUCCACUGUGGAUCAAUGCAUGGCAAUCCAAUACUCAUCCACGUCAUCUUUAAACUCUGUAAGAUCUGGAUCCGUUGAAAAAAAGACCCCACAGAAUGCAAAGGACAAAAUAUCAUUUUUAAAGGAAGAGAAUAAAGACAUCUUUUUAAGUGAUGAAGAGGAGAUGUUCAUUAACAAAAAAUUACAUGACAACGCAAAGUUCUACAAGAAAACAAAUUUGGAUGUCCUCAAAACAAUUAAAAAAUCACAAGCAAGAAAAAGACCAACAAUUCAAUUAUUACCUCCUACCAAAUUAAACCAAUCCACUUCCAAGAUGAACUUUACUUCUGAUGAAAAUGGUGAAGGAGACGGUGACUCCUCAAAUUCAGAUAACGAUUAUGGUUAUGCAGUGUCACAUAACGUCGACACCUCCAGGGGGUACCAAUAUAGGUAUGAUUACAAUUCUGUCUAUACACAGGACACAUCUAUGUUUGUCCCCCCUGUAGAUUGUGAUAUCAUCGAGGUUCCAGCUGGCCUGGACCUAAAUUCAGCUCCCUUAGCUGAUGGAAUUCCACCAAACGAAAUAACUCCUAUGCCCCCAUUUCUUACAAGAAGAGAAUCCUCCUCCUCCUCUUCAAAAAGAGAUAAUUCAUUACAGGUUAAUAAUAUUAUGGAAGAUUCUACCACUACACCUGCUAAACAUUUCAAUACAUCAACCACUUCAUUCUCAUCCACAUCACAAAACUCCACAGGAACACCAUCAUCUCUAUCGUCAACCUUUAUAUUUACCUCAGAUGAUGAAAGUGACGAUGAGGAGGCAGAUGAUGAGCGUGACGAUGACUAUUUUACUGCAUCACCAAUCUCCAUGGCAACAAAAUAUACAGCCAACAUGAAGGCUAUACCUCUCCCAUUUCAAUUUUCUGCUAAUCCUGGUCACAGUACAAAAUUUAUGAAUGAUCGUUCCACUAAGAAUGACGAUAAUAAAGAAGAGGAAGAACAAGGUAAUAAAACCACAACGGGGGAAGUUCCAGCAAUGGAUUUCUUCAAGAUUUUAAACAUCUCAUCCAAUGGGAAGUAA
Naumovozyma castellii is the source of this 2019-nucleotide messenger RNA. RefSeq lists its product as uncharacterized. The transcript has a single exon. Bases 1 to 2019 code for a protein of 672 amino acids. The record is from RefSeq and is a predicted model, not a curated record. Lineage: Eukaryota; Fungi; Ascomycota; Saccharomycetes; Saccharomycetales; Saccharomycetaceae.